Trypanosoma conorhini is the source of this 1077-nucleotide messenger RNA. RefSeq lists its product as uncharacterized. NCBI's taxonomy places the organism in Eukaryota, Euglenozoa, Kinetoplastea, Trypanosomatida, Trypanosomatidae. The transcript has a single exon. The coding region runs from base 1 to 1077 and encodes 358 amino acids. The record is from RefSeq and is a predicted model, not a curated record.
AUGGGCUGGUGCGUGGACAGGUCCGCGAUUGGGUCCCCCCUCCGCGUCCUCACGCCCAUGCGCUGCGGGCGACUGGCUCUCCUGCUGGCCCCAAAGCUGGCGCUCGUCAGCACGGCGGGCAAGGCGAGGUCCGCCGCGCCGCUGCGAGAGCUGGUGGGGGGCGCAACCCUCAGCACGGCCCCGGCGCCGGGGCGGCGCGUGGGCGCGUUGGAUGCGCACUGCCGCCUGGGCACACGUGGCACCUCGCCGGAGUCGUCGACGCCCAUGACCGGGCGAUCGUUCGACAUCUUCGAGGGCAGCAACAAGCAGGCCUGGCUGGACCUCAAGACCGGGUGGUGCCACCUGUGCCAGGAGCCGCUGGGCGCGACGAUGGGCGUGCACAUUGGCGAUCGCGACCACACCAACCUGCAGUACUUUCUUUUUCUCUACGCCGCCCACGCCCGGAGCUGGUCGGCGGAGGAAACCCUGCGCUCCUGCCUGCUGACGGCGCCCAGCGUCCACCGCUACGCCACCCGGCACACGACGUGGGAUCACCUGCACGUCAUGGACGACGCGAUACGGCGCGCGGAGCUGGAGGCGCUCCUGUUCUUCCUGACGCAGCCCCCGCAUCAGGCCUUGUCACACGUCCUGCAGGGACGUAGCCCGUUUGGGUUUUGGUACAGCGGGGAACGGAUGUGGAAGCUGCGCAUUUCACGCCUUGUCACGCAGCUGUUCCCGCCGGUCUCAGCGGGAAUGAUGACGAACUUCACGCAGAAGUGUUGGGGCAGGAGCAACGGGGAACGCAUGUACGAUGCCCUGCGUCUGCAGCGCAUCAAGGCCUACUUUGGUUGGCAGCCGUAUGAGAGCAAGGAAAAGAAGGCCUUUUUCGUUCGUCAGCUGCUGUGGGAACUACUCUCGGUGGAGACGCGGGAUGAGGUGGAUGAGUUCACGAAGCACAUGGCGGACUUGGCGUUGCAGCGCAUGACAUUUGAGAUGAUCUUCCUGCAGUCCAUGGAGUACAUGCACAAAGUACAGUACGUGCAUGAACUCAUGGGCCGGCCCACGGUGGAGGAGCUUGCAGCAAUGAAUCUACUCUAG